Molecule: messenger RNA, 1371 nt
Organism: Talaromyces proteolyticus
Lineage: Eukaryota; Fungi; Ascomycota; Eurotiomycetes; Eurotiales; Trichocomaceae
Product: putative gram-negative bacteria binding protein
Exons: 6
Coding region: 1-1371 (456 amino acids)
Biological process (GO): carbohydrate metabolic process
Molecular function (GO): hydrolase activity, hydrolyzing O-glycosyl compounds
Source: RefSeq, a predicted model, not a curated record
AUGGACUUGAACAACCCAUUCUCAGAUAGCAAGGCACCCAGUGCCGUGCCCAGUGUCGUGCCCAGUUCCGCCAGCUCCGCACAUCAAGUCAGUAUUCAAGAUUCGGUGGUCUACAGUCGAGAUUCAACCUAUGCUCGUGCUCCAUUAAAACGAAGGUUUAAGAGUUAUCUAUUAACUGGCGAAUAUGAACGGCCCUGGCUCGACGAUAAACGACUGAAAAGAACCCGCAUGAAUAACUAUAUCAUCUAUGGAUUUCUUGUUGCUGGAUUAGCCGUCAGCGGUUAUAUCAACUACCAUGCCACAGCUGAAGUACCCAAGCACAGUUAUUGUCUCAUUUUAGACGAUACCUUUUCGACCCUCGAUACGAGCGUGUGGACUCGUGAAGUUCAGGUCGGUGGCUUUGGCACGGGUGAAUUUGACUGGACAACUACCGAUGACCACAAUGCCUUUGUGGACGACGAAGGCCUUCACCUUGUUCCUACCCUUACUACCAACACGACGUCUAUCACCGCGGCCGAGAUCAUCAAUGGUUACACACUGAAUCUUACAAAAGCUGGCGGCGAUGGUAGUUGCACAGGUACAACCAAUGAGGCAUGCUCAGUGCACUCGAACAGCACGUUGAGGACAAUAAUUAACCCGGUCCGCUCCGCACGUUUGAAUACGAAUGGCAGCAAAUCCAUCACAUACGGCCGUGUCGAGGUCGUCGCCCGGCUUCCAGCUGGAGACUGGCUAUGGCCGGCAAUUUGGAUGAUGCCCCAGGACAACGUUUACGGGGCGUGGCCCGCCAGCGGCGAGAUUGAUAUUUCUGAAAGUAGAGGCAAUGAUGUCUCCUACCCUAAUGGCGGCCGGGACACCAUGUCGAGUAGUAUUCACUGGGGCCCGAGCGUUGAUUUUGACGCAUAUUGGCUCACCACGCGCGGAAAAGCCCUCCGUCGAACAGACUUCUCCAAAGGGUUUCACACUUUUGGCCUUGAGUGGUCAGAGGACUACUUGUAUACGUGGGUUGACAGUCCCCUUCAGCAGGUCAUGUACUGGGCCUUUCCCAAAAACACAAAUAUGUUUCAACGCGGCCGAUUUACCGGGCACACAGCCAACAAUUCUCUGGUAGCGGAUCCAUGGUCGCGUACCGGCAAACCUAACACCCCUUUUGACCAACCCUUCUACUUGAUACUUGAUGUCGCGGUUGGGGGCACGAAUGGAUGGUUCGUGGACGGCAUUGGGAAUAAACCUUGGACAGAUGCCGGCAAUGGCGCGGCAGAUUUCUACUCAGGUAUUAAUCAGUGGUAUCCCACUUGGUCAAAUGGGACCGGGGUCUCUCACGGAAUGACGGUGAAAUCGGUGAAGAUGUGGCAGCAAGGCGCCUGCCCCUAA